UAUAUACACCUGGUGUCUAAUAUUGAAGCCACCUUAUAAACGAAAUUGAAUUCACCUUUUAUUCCAAUAAAGUGGCAAUACCAGAUACUAUGUGCCAAGUUUUAAUUUCAUCACCAUUUAGUGCUUACAUUUUUGUUAAUGAAAUAUGAAAAGAAUAAAAAUUAUUAACAAAAUAUCUUUAUGAAAAUGUGAAGAAUGCAGUGCAUUUAGUGUUUUGGUUGUGUAAUACGGUAAUUCGGUGUAUUCCCAAAUGAGUAGUGAUGAAAAAUACCACUAUUACGGGAUUGUUUUUGUUAAUAACUUGUGAAUGGUUCAAACCAAUUGCACUCCGUUUUUGGAAUAUUUUUUCAUAUCGACUAUUUUUGAUCAAUUUUGGGCGUCCUACCGCAAGCUAGAUAAUUACCAAAAAAAGAAAUGAGAAAGUGUGUAUUGUGCUCAAAGAAAGUGGAGCGGGGUAAAGGACCCUUUUUUGGCGUUCCUAGAGAGGAAUCAGUACGUCAGAUGUGGAGCAAAGCCUGUCGGAUGCAGCUUGAAUCUAAGGAUCUGAUUUGUGUGGAUCAUUUUUCCCGGGCGGAUAUUGCUUUUGCGGGUAAAAUAUACAGAUUGUUACCAAAAGCCAUUCCGAACUGGCCAUUGCUUUGCGCAACUAGAACCAACUGUAAGCAAACGAUCCCAGUGGAAGACGAUAUAGAAAUAUCUAAGUUGCAAGACAGUGAAAUGUGCACAACUGAUCCAUCAAUCAAGAAAUGGCAACGUUGGUGUCGUCUCUGCGCGAAACAUGAUGGUUACUACUUUGAUAUGUUCCUGGAGCAGUCAUUGAGUUCGGAUAUAAAUCUUCGUUCCAUUAUAGAAGACUUCUUUCAUAUUAAAAUUGGACCGAGAGAUGGGCUGCCCACUUUAUUGUGUACCGAAUGUUGUUCUGCAAUUGCAUCUUUGGAAAAAUACGCACAGCACAUAAAGAAAGUUCAAAAAAUGUACAAAGAUUUAAAAAAUACAGCGGAGUUAGCCGAUAUAAACCUCAAAGAUUUAUAUCAAAAAUACGGUUUAUUCGAGUGCGAGUCAAAUCUGCCCCAAUCAACAACGUCUGCAAUUGAACAAAUAUUUGUUUCUGAUGUCUCAAAUUCAGAUGUUAAAGCUGAAGAAAUUGAAAUCGAUGUGGAUUUUUCCGAUCCUUUCGCAAAUGACAACGAGAAUAUGGAGGAAUGCAGUCAGAUGAGUGUAGAAAGUGAAGCGAGUGACAGUAAAACUGACUCUGAGUUUGGCUCUGACGAAUUUGCACAACAAAUAGAAGAAUAUAUUGAAGAGGUCGGCGAAGGCAAGGAUGAAGGCAGUUAUUCCUGCAGUAUCUGCCAGCUGAGUUUCAUGCAAAGUAGAAAGUAUAUGUAUCACAUGAAAAGUAGGCACGGCCCAAAAGCUCCCAUCUGGAAUUGCUCGUACUGUAGUAGUUCUUUCACAUAUAAAAGGGAGCUGGAACGUCAUACAAAACAAAUUCACGAACCGAGUGUUUAUCCGUGUCCACAUUGUGAACGAAAAUUUACCAGAGCCAAAUUCGUCGAAAAUCACAUCAAUGAAGCACAUUCAUUAAUUUGUGAAGAAUGUGGUGAAUGCGUGCCUUCUAAACAGAAACUUGCCGAACAUAUGGCCAUACACACGGGCCGAUUACCCUAUGAAUGCGAAGUGUGUGGCAGGCAAUAUCCGCGAAAAGUAUAUUUAAAGAGGCACAUGGAAGUUCAUGGAGAUAAACAUAUUUGUGCAGAAUGUUCUUUAGAGUUCAAAACCUCCCAAGCCCUUAGACGUCACAGUAAAGUGCAUUCCGAUAAAAAGCCACACGUAUGCAACUAUUGCGGGGACCAAUUUAAGCGGUCCAAAAAUCUGAAGAAUCAUCUAAUUACACAUACUGGCCUCAAACCAUAUUCGUGUGACUUUUGUGAAAGCACAUUUUCAAGUGGAUCAAGUUGUCGUUUUCACAAAAGGCGUUACCAUCCAAAGGAACUGGCUGAACAAGAAAAAGCGGGCGUAAAGCCGUAUACGAAAAAUGUACCUACGUUGAAUGUGCUAAGAGCAAUGAUUCAGGCUGCUGGAAAAGUUCAAAAAGACGAUGCAAGUAUAGGCAAUAAGAGAAAAAGGCUUCCAAAACUAGAUGCUGAGUUAGUUGUCUAAAUACCGUAGAAACUUUAAAUUUCAUUAUAAGAAUAUAUAUCGCAUAAAAAAGUUCAUAAUCUACUA
Molecule: messenger RNA, 2226 nt
Organism: Anastrepha obliqua
Lineage: Eukaryota; Metazoa; Arthropoda; Insecta; Diptera; Tephritidae
Product: zinc finger protein weckle-like
Exons: 5
Coding region: 415-2160 (581 amino acids)
Biological process (GO): regulation of transcription by RNA polymerase II
Cellular component (GO): nucleus
Molecular function (GO): DNA-binding transcription factor activity; RNA polymerase II cis-regulatory region sequence-specific DNA binding; zinc ion binding
Source: RefSeq, a predicted model, not a curated record